UCUGUCGCCAUCUCCAUAAUAACUCCAUCAUCACCACCACCACGACCAUCUUCACCACUGCACCGCUGCAUUAUUAUUAAUUACCACACCGUAUUAAUUCACCUGCAAUACCAAACCCCACGUGCAUAAAUCCACGCAAACAGCACAAACAAUAAUCAAGUUUUUUUUUUUCAAUAAAACAUACACUCCUAGCGGACCCGCCGUCCUCGACUAGUUACUCUGCCGGCGAAGCGCUCUCAAACCGGGCAAAGCCAAGUAGGCCGCACGCGCCCUCUCGACCACGCCGAGAUUUAUCAUUAUAAAAACCGAAAGAAGUCAAGGUUUGACAAAGCCCUGAGCAAGACGUCAUGUCCAGUGUGUGUGGCUGCUGUGGUGCUCUGCGACCUCGUUACAAGCAGCUAGUAGACAAUAUAUUCCCAGAGGAUCCUGCUGAGGGGUUAAUGAAGGCCAACAUGGAGAAGCUGACGUUCUACGCACUCUCCGCACCGGAAAAGCUUGACCGGAUCGGGGCAUACUUAGCGGAGCGGCUCAGCCGAGAUGUGGCACGGCACUACCGCCAUGGCUACGUGUUUAUUGCCAUGGAGGCGCUGGACCAACUUCUCAUGGCGUGCCACUCGCAGAGCAUCAACCUCUUUGUGGAGAGCUUCCUGCGCAUGGUGGCCAAGCUCCUGGAGUGCAGCGAGCCCGAGAUGCAGGUUCUGGGCACCAACUCGUUUGUGAAGUUUGCCAACAUUGAGGAGGACACCCCCUCGUACCACCGCCGCUACGACUUCUUCGUGUCAAAGUUCAGCGCCAUGUGCCACCAGAGCCACGAUGAUCCGGACGCCACCAACAAGGUGCGCAUGGCUGGCAUCAGGGGCCUGCAGGGCGUCGUGCGUAAGACCGUGAAGGAUGAGCUUCAGGCCGACAUUUGGGAGCCGCAGCACAUGGACAAGAUCGUACCCUCCCUGCUCUACAACAUGCAGCACGCGGACCCAGCUGACAGCCGGUCCCCGUCCCCGCUGCAGGUGACGGAGAGGGAGCGAGACAGCCCCGCGUGUCUCGGGGAGAGCUGCCUGCGCGACCUGCUCGGCCGUGCCGCCUAUGGCAACAUCAAGAACGUCAUCCGGCCCGUCCUUGUACACCUGGACAACCAUCAGCUCUGGGACCCCAACGCUUUUGCUGUACGAUGCUUCAAAAUCGUCAUGUACUCCAUACAGGCACAGCACUCGCACCUGGUUCUGCAGCAGCUGCUCGGGCACCUGGACACUCACAGCAAGGACAGCGCCCGCGUGCGUGCAGGGCUGGUGCAGGUGCUUGCCGAGACCGUGGCCAUAGCCGCCGGCGGAUCCGUGGGCCCCACGGUGCUAGAAGUGUGCAACACGCUCCUCCGCCAUGUGCGGCUCAGUGUCGACUUCCAGCUGACGGGCCGCGGAGGCUCCCACGAGGACGAGGACACGGAGUACGAGGAGGAGAAGAUGUUCCAGGAGUCGCUCAUCAAGACCAUCGGUUCAUUUGCCACCACACUGCCCAACUACCAGCGCUCGGAGAUCAUGUUCUUCAUUAUGGGCAAGAUGCCUCUUCCAGGGUGCCAGCCCAGCCUCUGUGCUGGCCACGGCGGGCCAGACUCUGCGGUUCCUUUCAGGGAAACUCUUUUCCCUCCCUCGCCUCCCUGGGGCCCGUCCCUGUGCUUGGAGAGUGAGGAGGCCAUGUAUCUGAUCCAGACGAUGCUGCUGCGCUCUGUGCUGCAGGUGACGUGCGGUUACCACGUGUCCAACAUGACGAGCGGGCUGCCAUCUUCCUUCCUCGAGCCGCUGCUCUCCCUCUCUCUGCUGGAGCACCCCGACCUGAGGGUCAUCGUCAUGGAGAUCCUGCAGAGCCUGGUUGAUCGUCAUGGCAACCGACAAAAGUUUGCGAGCGUCAGUAUCUGGCCCGACAUCGCGGUGCUGAAUCUCAAGAUGGAGAAGUGUUCCCGCCAGGACGUGCUCUUCAUGAAGAAGCACAGCCAGCAGCUGUACCGGUACCUUUACCUGGCGAGCCAGCGGGAGGACAACUCGGAGAGGAACUUCCGUGCGCUCUUCGGGACGCUGGCCGUGCUGAGCGUGGAGCUGGCCGGCGAGGAGGUGGUGGUCGACCUCGUCCGCUUGGCCCUCGCCAUGCAGGAGGCAGCUCUGCAGGGCGAGGACGGAGCGCCCGUAGCCACGCGCUGCUCCGUGCUGGCGCUCGUAGUCGCCUACUGCAGCCUCCUGAGCCAGCUCACUGCCGUGCCUGCCUUCUGCCAGCACGUUACGCAGGUGGUUGACAGUCGGAGCAAGAAGGCCCCGUACCUGCUUCCUGCGCACGUGUUCACUGAGAAUCCCAACUUGCCACGGACGUUGGACCGGUUGGAUCCUGAGCUGUUGCUGCUAUCGGCGAAGAUCGGAGAGGCUCUGGGCGGGAGCGGCUACAGCGUGGAGCGACUGACGGUGCCUUACGUGCCACAGCUGACCGAUGAGGACCGCUUGUCAAAGCGUAAAAGCACAGUGGACACCAUCUCCAUCCAGGUGGAGGAGGAGGCAAAGGGGAGCCCCAACCACGGGCAGGUAAAGCUACCCGGAGGAGAUCGACAAACUAGAUGGACAUGGACAGAUAAUGCGGCUGAUAGGUCGAUGGACAGAUGGACCAACAGAAAAAUCGACGGAAAGACAGAUGCACAGAAAACCCCGGCGGAGGAGAUCACCUUCGAGAGCCUCAAGAAGGCGAUCGUGGACAGCGCAAGCCGUGACGAGCUGGAGAGGGAGCGGCGGCGCCAGGUCAUGGAGCGCUUCCAGAAGGCGCCGUUUGAGGAGAUCGCUGCGCAGUGCGAGGCCAGGGCCAAUCUCCUCCAAAACAAACUGAACCAGAUCUUCGAAAUGACCAUACGGCCUCCCCCCAGCCCCUCCGGCUCGGUUGGCGUGGGUGCCCACGGCCCCGCGUCCCGCCGCUCCGUGCCCGUCUAUGAGAUGUCGCUGCCUGACCUCUGCGUCUACUGAAGCCGGGUGUUUUCAUCACCCUUGAUGCCCGCGGUCCACCUUGGUACAGUGUUGUUUAUGUGAAGUCGUCAACGCUGAAACGUCUCGGCGGUGACAUCAGUUGAGCCGUCAUUCCAUCUCGCGGUCGCGAUUCAAUCCCGUUUAGGGAUUGAGCGGGACCAUCCUCAUGAUCCUCAUUAUUGUCAUCAUCAUCAUUAUACCUUCAUGGUCGUUAACACGAGUAGUACCAUUUCGUAAGAAGUCAACAGUUGUCAUCCUAUGUUUAUACCGGUCCCUGCCAUAGGUAGGCGGAAUUUCCAUUGAUGGCUCGGGACCACCAGUGGAUAUGAGCAUCACCCAACUUUUGCUUGAGCAGCGAGACGCUGACGUAACCGAGAGCGAAUAGUGCUUCCGAUGCCUCUGUGCUCAGGUGGCCUCCCACAGCUGCUGUUGUUACCGAAUCUGCUACUGAAGCUUCAACUGUUGACUUCCUGGAUUUGUCGAUUUUCGUGGCCGUUCGGGCUUAUUCUUAUAUUCGUCGGUAGUUGCUGCUCUUCGCAAUGGGUUCAAACGAAAUGCUUUAUUUACAUUUAAUUUUAUUAGACUUGCGUGUGUGUCCUUUACUUUGCAGUAUUGGUACGUAAACUACUCUCGUUUUAAAUAUCCACGUUCUCUUAGUGAAUAUAUUUUUUUAACUCUUUCUUUGUCGCCUCAUGGCCACAACAUUUUGAAGUCGGCCGCACCCUCAGCAUCUUAGCCUGCGGUGGCUGUGACGAGGCUACUGCCCGUUCUUCCUGCGUCGCUCGUUGGCAGCACCUCCGUCCUUCUUCACGGCGGCAUUUUUAUUAUUUGCCCCCAACGCACCUGGCCUUGCCGAGUGCAGAGGCAAAAGUCUUUCUUUGCAGGCACAUGGAGUGGGAUCUCUGGGCAAGCUGUGGCCCGCAGUGUAGAGAGAAGAACCCCACCAUACUGUGCGCUCUGAAUAUUCGUCAUCUUCGCGGAGUGUGUUGUCCGAUAUAUUAUUACACAUAUCACUCCUAAUGCAUCAUCGCCAUCAUCAACGUCCUGAUCAUCGGUGGCAGGUGGACUGAGGAUGUUUUCUCCCCAGAGGUUGUGCACAACUUUUUACCGACGUAUUUGUGAGACGUUUGGUGAGAUUCUUGAACUGACAAAAAAACAUCCACGAAAGUAGUAUUUAUUUUUACCAUGUGCAAACUUCAAUGUAGUUUAUAUUUUAAAAAGUGUAUACAUUUUUAUGAAAUUGGUCAUACUGAAGAACCACUUUUGCUCCACAUGGGCCUAUCUUUCCAUGUUUACCAUUAUUCUCUGCAUCACACAACUAGUGCACUCAUAAAGACCUCAGAAGAUGAGGAAGCAUACAUAUUCAUAUCAAGCACAAUUUUAGAUAAUGUACUAAAUGUAACAUGCGCCUUCAAGGUGGAUUCUGGGUAAUAGAUUAAUGAAACAGGCCGUAUCGCCAAGCACAACUUAAAAACGAUAUUUAGGUCCCAUCACCCAAAUGCCCUUCUUGACCGAUGUUCCUGAUGUGGGACGGCAGGAGUCACCACAAGCACAGUUAAGCCUGGCGGUGGUGGCCAUCACGUGGCUGCCUGUAACCCAGCACUGUGGAGGCAGCGGGGGUUGGUGGAUUACACACAGAUGUUGUGAAACUCCCCGUUGGCAUCGAGGAGGUGCCGUACCCUGGCUCGCCAGGAGAAUGCGGUCCGGCAAAUAUGUGGACUCAACCUGUUCCGUCUGUGUGGGAUAGAGUGUUGCUCCCUCGCACGCCUGGGUUUUUUCCGGGUGUUCUGGUUUCCACAUCUAAGCACUUGUUAAUUGGCUAAUAACACCUUAAUAUAUAGAGGACCGUAGAGCUUGUGGUGAGGGGGUGGGGAAUUUGGCUUCAGCUUAUCGUGUUGCUACCUUUCCUUCUUGUCUGUGUCUCCUCCUCGCGACUCCGAGUUGUUCUCUCUCUUCGGGAGUCAGCGGAUACUGUGCGGCAUGUUACAAAUUGUCGUAAUUAUUGUUGUUAUAAAGCGGCUUAUAGCUGGAGCUGGGAAAAUUUACUCUGGGUGAUUAAUAGAAUAAAGAAUGUAAUCAACUACUUUUUUGUGGCCGAUUACUCUGGGAACCUCGAAAGAAACGUGGCUGCCCCCCCCCCACAUCCUGUUCCCAAAAUUCGGAAACUCCCCCUACAAUCCGCACCUGGCAUGAUACGGCUGAUGACUCUGAUGACGUCGCUAAGCCACGCCCAUCACCUCCCGUCCAGUGACACACGUUGGAACAGAGGUGAGACUUUUUCACCCAAAAUAUUUUCCUGUUCGAUUAGUUGAGUAAUUAAUCCAAUUGUCGUGAAAUGAAUUACUUAAAUACCAGAUAGCCCAGCUCUAGUCAUAUUAUCAGGCAACCCAGCAGCAUUUGUUUCUCUGGCCACCCUCUGCCGAUGAGACUCAUCGCAAGUGACAAACGGUUCAGAGUUUAUAUUCUUGGUUCUUACGGUAAAGUCAUGUAGAAGGGAAAUAAUAAAAUGAAAAUACAACUAUAAAAUUCUCACGACAUUUCGAUUGCAACACAAGCAAUCAUCAUCAGGUGUGGAAACCACAGCAAGAAAAUUUGAAAAAAGUGGCGGCUUUUUCUUAACGUCAGCGCCACGGACAGCAACUGGCGGUUGUUCAGACGGACGACUCCAUCUAUGCUCGGAGCGGAGGAGGGGGGAGAGAAAGAGAAUGGAAUGAAAGUCACCGUAAGCGUGAACACAAUUAAGACCCGAAAUGGUUAAUCAAAUCUCUCCAAUGAUUGCUUUAACAAGUGCUCGUGGAAACCAUUGGUGCAGAAGGGUGAUUGAUCAACUUAUUUUAUUUCUGCAUGGUGAUAGACUCUGGUACGUUCAUGUUAUUUUAUUACUUUCUAUUUUGACAUGUUGUGUAAUCGUUAGCAUCUAGGCUGACAACGUCUGUUCACUUCCGUGCGAGUAACCGCGCUGCCUUGGUACUCGAACCCAGGACCUCGGACGGUCUGGUGCAGUGCUCCAAAGCAGGCGUCCUCCAUCAUUUGACCGAUUGGUAAAUGUGGAAAGACGGCUUGUAGGGGUCCCCAUAAUCCCAUGGCUGGAUCCCCCCUCCUUCCCUGUCAUAUCUGUCCACGUCAUGUAGGUACAUACAUUUGCAUACCAGCAUAUUGUCAAAAUCUAGAGUCGUUAUUAACGAUGAUUAAUCGUUUGUCAUCCGUGUUUGAAAAGACAUUCGCUCCAGUGUUUAUGGCUGAAGAUGUAUUUUGUGAAGUGAAUGCCCCGUGUUGCCGUUUAACCUGCUUGUGUGUGCGUGUGUGAAGGUUUAAACUCGGUUCGUGGACGCGUAGGCUUGGGCACGUCUGUUGUUGAUGCCCGUGUUUAUGUGGUACGUGCGCGCGCGCGAGUUUUUCUUGUGCAAUAAACCGAGACGGAACUAAU
This is a messenger RNA of Lethenteron reissneri (Far Eastern brook lamprey), 6417 nucleotides long. It is a transcript of the gene EFR3B, whose product is annotated as EFR3 homolog B. The record is from RefSeq and is a predicted model, not a curated record. Gene Ontology annotation, biological process: protein localization to plasma membrane. NCBI's taxonomy places the organism in Eukaryota, Metazoa, Chordata, Hyperoartia, Petromyzontiformes, Petromyzontidae. Gene Ontology annotation, cellular component: plasma membrane.